Messenger RNA from Eupeodes corollae, 1915 nucleotides. RefSeq names its product transmembrane protein 87A. NCBI's taxonomy places the organism in Eukaryota, Metazoa, Arthropoda, Insecta, Diptera, Syrphidae. Gene Ontology annotation, cellular component: membrane; Golgi apparatus. The record is from RefSeq and is a predicted model, not a curated record. The transcript has 10 exons. Bases 121 to 1761 code for a protein of 546 amino acids. Gene Ontology annotation, biological process: retrograde transport, endosome to Golgi.
UUGUGUAGUUGUUGGUUUGGUUUUUGACUGAGUGGAAGUGGAAAAACGAAGAAGAAACAAAAGAAGAAAAAAAUAUCUACGAAAAGCAAAGUUGAAGUUAAAAAAUUUCAAGUUCUCAAAAUGCCCAAGUGGAAAAUUAUCGAAUUUAUUGUGAUUUUAUCGCUUUUAUCUUUUGUUAAUGGCAAAUCCGAACAAGGAAAAUCCGAUACUGUCCUAACACCUCAAUCCAAUAUUGUCAAAGUCGAGAAGACACUUUUCGCCGGUUCGAAGAUCUUCUUACAAAUUACUUGUGAUUCUAAUGAUCCCGAUGCUGAAGUAACAAUUUUUUGGACCCUGACGGAGCAUCUGUGUUUGCUUGAUGAAUUUAAUUCUGCUGAGCAAAGGCAAUACCAGUUGGCUUUGCAAAAUGAAACGAUGCAAAUUAAGUCUGACCCAACGACGCAACCUUGCCAAUCGGGGGGACAUAUUAUUUUGCCAGAGUUUCGUUUUACUUCGGAUGCAUCAUCAUCAUCAUCGAUAGGCAGUGCUGUGGCACCGCAACCAGACAAAACUACAGUCGCUACGGUGAAGAAAAACAAACAACAACAGCAGAUUGGAGCGAAAGCUGACAAUCCUGUGUUUACAAUAACGAAAGAUGGCAUCUAUGAAUUUGUGCUCACAAUUGAACCGGUUAAAAAUGUCGACUUUGCCGCCCCAGUACAUAUUGAGCUUCCAGGUCCACAAGGCUAUUUAUCUGCUAUUGAAUGGCCUCUUCUACCAUUUUAUGGAACAAUGUGUCUAGUUUAUGUUAUCUUUGGCAUUGGUUGGCUUAUUGUGUCAUUUAUGCAAUGGCGUGAUUUGGUUCGUGUUCAAUUUUGGAUUGGUGCUGUUAUAUUAUUGGGAAUGUUGGAAAAGGCGGUAUUCUAUGCUGAAUAUCAAUCUGUAAAUUCGACAGGUAUUUCAGUACAAGGCGCCGAAUUGACAGCUGAAAUUGUAUCAUGUGCAAAGAGAACACUAGCCAGGAUGUUGGUUAUAAUUAUGUCGAUAGGUUUUGGAAUUGUUAAACCUAGAUUGGGACCAAUGUUACAUCUUGUUGUAAGCACUGGAGUUCUGUAUUUCAUUUUGGCUUGUGUUGAAAGUUAUCUCCGAGUUAUGCGCACAAAGAACGAUCAAAGAAACGAACUUGUUGUUGCUAGCAUACCACUUGCGGUAUUGGAUUCAGGAAUUUGCUGGUGGAUCUUUACAUCUCUUGUACAAACAACAAGAACGUUGCGAUUAAGAAGGAACAAAGUCAAGUUGUCGGUGUAUAGACAUUUUACCAACACUCUCAUCUUUGCCGUGAUAGCAUCUGUGAUCUUUAUGUUGUAUUCCAUUCGAAUGCGCAGAUCAGAAAAUUGUUCUCCUGGAUGGCGUGAAAUUUGGGUAGAUUUUGCCUUUUGGCAUGUUCUCUUUUCAGUGCUUCUUCUUGUGAUUAUGAUUUUGUGGAGACCCACAAAUAAUAAUCAAAGAUAUGCAUUCACUCCACUUUUGGAUAAUCCAGAAGAUGAAGAUGAUGAUGAAGAAGAAGAUCAAUUCGUAGCGAAUGUCUAUGGCGUCAAAAUACGACCUGGUUUGAGCAAUGGAACUAAGCCACAAAUUUCAAAAGCAACAACAACCGAAGAAGAUGAUUUACGAUGGGUAGAAGAAAAUAUACCCUCAUCAAUGUCCGAACCUGCGCUGCCUGUUCUUGAUUCAGAUGAAGAACUUGUUAAUACCAAAUUUGAAGUAUCGAAAAUGCAAUAGAAAGAAGAAAUAGAAAAAAAAAACAAAGAGCACACAGAAUAGCUUAAUUUUUGGCUAAAUUUGAGUAUUUUUGAACCUGAGCCAGAGACUUGUGUUUGUAUUUUCUUUUUUUUAUUAUUAAUUUAAUAUAAUUUAUAAUUUUCAAACAAUUUAA